This is a messenger RNA of Neoarthrinium moseri, 2859 nucleotides long. RefSeq lists its product as uncharacterized. The record is from RefSeq and is a predicted model, not a curated record. Lineage: Eukaryota; Fungi; Ascomycota; Sordariomycetes; Amphisphaeriales; Apiosporaceae. The coding region runs from base 1 to 2859 and encodes 952 amino acids. The transcript is spliced from 5 exons.
AUGGCCGGGGAUGGCGGUUCACGGCUAGCAGGCGUUUGCUUCCUUGCGUCGUUUAUGUGGCUCUACUACUCUUUAUAUAAACAAUUCCUCACGGAACGACCCCGGCUUUCUGCAUGUCUUGUCUUACUAGUCUCCGGCGCCGUGGCUUUCGGCCUGAGCUUCUUCUCGAAACGGCUCCCAGGUGCGGAUGGCCGGUUUGAUUCGGAAGCUGUCUUCAAGGGCAUGAAGUCCUCUCUCCCGCAGCGGCCCCGUCGCUUCUAUGUCCCGUGUAUUAUACUUCUCAUUGUAGUGCGCCUGGAGGUCCUUUACAGCGUAGUACACGACUUCCAGUGCACAGCACAUGGUAUUGAGGCGUUUCUGCCCCUAUUACUGGCGCUUCAUGAGUUUUUCUUCAACCAAAAGGUUCCUCCACCAGUGCAGUCCGAUGAGCCCGAAGAUCCAUGGGGUGACUGCUGGGAGGAUGUCUUGGACUGGAUAAAGCACUCCCACUUGACCUUGCUCCUCGGCACUUCAAUCUUCACGUACGGUGUCUUCUCGGCCAGCCAAUUCGCAACCAGGUCUUCUUACAUCUGCUCCACAUACUCCGACAGUGCCUCUUGGAUCACCUUCCUCCAGUGGGCUGGCGUGUUCAUGGAUGCCACCAUCAUUGUUCUCUUGUGGAGAGUUUUCUCGUGGGCGAGAACGACGAAGGGCCGACUGCGUACACUGAGCGCAAUCCUGGCUGUGUCCUCCACAGCAACAGGUAUUCUGUGGCUGUCAACGCGGAUUGUCCAACGCCGCUCGAUCUUCAACGCGCAGUCGAACCUAGGACUGGAUUCUAUCUUCAUCUUCGAUAUCUUAAGCCAUGGCAUUACGUGUGCUAUCUUGGCUGUAUCUGCAGUGUUGUGGAUGUCCGACUCGCCCCCUCUGCCGUUAGCCGGUACAACUACUUUUGUCUGCAGCAGCAUCGCCGCCUCACGAGAGGUAUUGCGAUAUGGUACAUAUCUGCAAACUUCCAAGAUUCAGCCUUUAGUGGCCCUCUCCUUCAUUUCAGCAGGUUACGUCAUCUUCACCUUUGCCUGCAAUAUGCGGUCGAUCAUGUAUAUUCGGAGGAUCUUUCUCCUCCUUCUCAUAAUCGCUCUGGUCAUCACUGCCACGGUCAAGGCUCUGCUCAGGAAUCCCAUCAUGAAGCAGCACCAUGUUAAUGAGUUGAUCUAUGAAAGCCGAGUGGAGACAGACAGAUGGCUUCGCUAUGCGGCGACCAGCGAUACGAUCACUGCAGCAGUCUCAGAAUACAAGGAACGGCAUAACGGGCGCGACCCACCAGCAAAUUAUGACAAGUGGUUCGAGUUUGCCUUACAGCGCAAGUCUGCCAUUAUCGACAAAUUUGAUCAAAUAGAUAAAGACGUCCUGCCUUUUUGGGGUAUGAAGCCCUCAAAGAUCCAAGAAGGCUUGGAGGUCGUCAAGGCUUUACCGGACGUUGGCAUUAUCAAGAUUGUGGAUGGCAAGGCUUACCACAAUCAGCCAGCCGACCCAUCGCAAAGGCUUAUUCUUGACGACGCAGUAUCGAUGAUAUCUUCGUUUUCACAGCACCUCCCGGAGAUGUCAAUUGCCAUCAACCUGCAAGAACGUCCCAGGAUACUGGUCCCGUGGGAGGACAUUAACCGCCUCAAGCAGGCUGGGACCAAGUCGAAGCUAAAGCUUCUUUCUCGUGCUAUCGAUCCGCGACAAGCGGAUGAUUCGAAACCUCUCGAGAACAGUGGAGGCUCAGCUUUCAAGGCCGCUCCGAAAUCGACAGCCCGCCCGUACGUGACAACCAAAGACUUCCACCACCUGCAGGCUCUCGCUUGUCCCCCUGGUUCCAAAACCCGAGCAGGCGUGUCCUGGAACGUACGGGACCAUUGUGCGUCCUGCGCAGAACAUCAUUCACGGGGUCCAGUGGUGCUCGACUGGUGGCAUUCCCUUGAUGUUUGUUACCAACCCGAUGUCUUCCAUCUACACGAUUUCCACACAAUUCCUCAUCGUUAUGAGCUAUAUCAGGAUCUGUUGCCCCUAUUCAGCAGGUCCAAGACGGACAGCUUUAAUGACAUCAUCGUACCGCUGAUCCGGUCCAAUGUCAGUCAUGAACCUGACACAAAGGCCUUCCACACCAAGGAAGAAAAGCUUAUCUGGCAGCAAGAACCAGAGGAACAGCCGGUCACACAUCAGUCGCUUCACGGAGGCCAUCGAAAUCGCCUGGUGCACUUGAUUAAUCAAGCCAGCGAUUCACUCAAGCAAUCCCUGAUAAUCAGUACCAAAUCAGGGAAAGAGACCAGAUACGUAUAUGAGCAGGUGAGGACCAGCGAAAUGAACCAGAUCCUCCCUAUGGAGGUCUCUUACAUAUUCCCUGAGAAAUGCGAUGGUCCCAGCUGCCAGAUGGUGCAGAGUGAGAACUUGCCCAUGCGCCCCAGGCAGGAUGCUCUGAACAAUCGCUAUGUCAUGCUCCUCGAUACCGCCGACGGGCCCUCUCCAGACACGCUUUCCUUGAUCCGCGCAAACAGCGUCCCGUUCAUCAGCACGAUCUUCCGCGAAUGGUACACAGAUCGCAUCAUGCCCUGGUCCCACUUCGUGCCCAUCGACAUCCGCUACCACGGCCUCCACAACACGCUGGCCUACUUCACCGGCCUCACGGGGCGCGGGAAGAUCAACGGCCGCCAGCCGCUGAUGCAGCAGCGGAUGGACGACGGGCGCUGGAUCUCGGAGCAGGGCCGCAAAUGGGCGGACAAGGUCCUCCGGCGCGAGGAUAUGGAGAUUUAUUGGUUCAGACUGCUCCUCGAAUGGGGCAGAGUGAUCAACGAGGAUAGGGACAACAUGAAGUUUACCCUGAAGCAAGGGUCGUGA